AAGAAAAAGAAAAAGAAAAAUCCAAAGGGCGAGAGAGAGAGAGAGAGACAGAGAAAGGUAUGAGCAGUUGAAUCGCUCUGUCCUCCUCUUUAUUUAUACCACUAUUCAAUUAGUAGAUCUGAUUGCUAAUUAGUUUCUGAUAAAUCCCUAAAAUCGAACGCUGAUUUUCAUUUCUAUUAACAGAAAUAAACAGAUAGAUAAACAGAUCGCUGGUCUGGAAGUAGGUGAGAAACUGAGAGAGUGUGAGAUUGAUAAAGAGGAUCGCUUUCUCUCGAGUACUCUCUCAAAUCACUGGCUUGCUCCAAUUAUCGGAGAAUUUUGUUUAAUUGAGAUUGAGUUCGAUGGGGAAAGGAGGCGAGGAUUAUGGUAAAAGGGAAAAAAUUGGUGUAGAAUCGCAAGAUAAAGAAUUGUUCCCUGCUUGGUCGAGAGAUGCUAGAGAAUGUGAAGAGCACUACCAAGUGAGACGUGAGUUUGGAUUAUCGGUUGCAGAAGUAGAGAAGAGGAGACAGAUCUAUGGAUAUAAUGAAUUGGAGAAGCAUGAGGGUGUAUCGAUUUUUAAGCUAAUAUUGGAGCAAUUUAGUGACACCUUAGUAAGGAUUUUAUUAGCUGCUGCUAUAAUAUCAUUUGUUUUGGCUUGGUAUGAUGGUGAUGAAGGAGGGGAGAUGGGGAUUACAGCGUUUGUGGAACCAUUGGUCAUUUUCUUGAUCUUGAUUGUGAAUGCUGUCGUGGGUAUUUGGCAAGAGAGCAAUGCUGAGAAAGCAUUAGAAGCCUUGAAGGAAAUCCAAUCGGAGCAAGCUAAAGUGAUAAGAGAUGGCAAGUUGUUGUCAAAUUUGCCUGCAAAAGAACUUGUUCCUGGAGAUAUCGUGGAGUUAACAGUGGGUGAUAAAGUGCCUGCUGAUAUGCGAGUUUUGAGCUUGAUUAGCUCCACAGUUAGGGUUGAGCAAGGUUCUUUGACAGGUGAGAGUGAAGCUGUUAGCAAGACUGCUAAGGCUGUUGCUGAAAAUACAGAUAUACAAGGAAAAAAAUGUAUGGUUUUUGCAGGAACUACAGUGGUGAAUGGACAUUGCAUAUGCUUGGUUACACAAACGGGAAUGAACACUGAGAUUGGAAAGGUGCACUCACAGAUUCAAGAAGCCUCGCAAAACGAGGAUGAUACCCCAUUGAAGAAGAAAUUAAAUGAGUUUGGAGAGCUUCUAACUUUGAUAAUUGGAGUUAUUUGUGCAUUGGUUUGGCUGAUUAAUGUGAAAUACUUCCUUACAUGGGAAUAUGUUGAUGGUUGGCCAAAGAAUUUCAAGUUCUCAUUUGAGAAGUGCACAUAUUACUUUGAGAUUGCUGUGGCAUUGGCUGUGGCUGCUAUACCAGAAGGGUUGCCUGCAGUCAUUACUACGUGUUUGGCACUUGGAACUCGAAAGAUGGCUCAAAAGAAUGCACUGGUUAGAAAGUUGCCCAGUGUCGAGACUCUAGGGUGUACAACAGUGAUCUGUUCUGAUAAAACAGGGACUCUAACUACCAAUCAGAUGGCUGUCUCGAAGCUAGUGGCUAUGGGUUCCAGGAUUGGUACUCUUCGAUCUUUCAAUGUGGAAGGGACUACCUACAACCCUUUUGAUGGGAAAAUAGAAGACUGGCCAGUGGGUCGAAUGGACUCCAACCUUCAGAUGAUUGCAAAGGUUGCUGCAGUUUGCAAUGAUGCAGGUGUUGAGCAAUCUGGUAAUCAUUAUAUUGCCAAUGGAAUUCCUACUGAAGCUGCAUUAAAGGUUCUUGUUGAAAAAAUGGGAUUUCCUGGUGGACUUGAUGAAUCAUCUUCAGGUCAUGGGGAUAUUAUGCGUUGCUGUCAAUUAUGGAAUAAAAUGGAACAGCGCAUUGCAACUCUUGAGUUUGAUCGAGAUCGGAAAUCCAUGGGGGUUAUUGUUAAUUCCAGUUCAGGCAAAAAAGCACUGCUAGUGAAGGGUGCAGUAGAAAACAUAUUGGAGAGAAGCUCACACGUUCAGUUGCUUGAUGGCUCAGUUGUGGAAUUGGAUCAAUAUUCAAGAGAGCUUAUUUUACAAAGCCUUCAUGACAUGUCAACGAGUGCAUUACGUUGUUUAGGCUUUGCUUACAAAGCAGACCUUCCAAGAUUUGAAACAUAUAAUGGUGAUGAGGACCACCCAGCUCAUGAGCUUUUACUUAAUCCAUCAAAUUAUGCUUCAAUUGAGAGUGAACUCAUUUUUGUUGGCUUAGUUGGGCUGAGGGAUCCUCCUCGAAAAGAGGUUCGACAAGCCAUUGAGGACUGCAAAGAAGCUGGAAUCCGUGUCAUUGUCAUCACAGGAGACAACAAGGGUACAGCAGAAGCUAUUUGCCGUGAAAUAGGUGUAUUCGGACCUUAUGAUGAUAUCAGUUCAAGAAGCAUGACCGGAAAAGAAUUCAUGGAGCAUCCUGAUCAAAAAAGUCAUUUAAAACAAGAUGCAGGGCUUUUGUUCUCUAGGGCUGAACCAAGGCAUAAACAAGAGAUAGUGAGGCUGCUUAAAGAGGAGGGUGAAGUUGUGGCUAUGACAGGAGAUGGAGUGAAUGAUGCUCCUGCCUUGAAAUUGGCUGAUAUUGGAAUAGCUAUGGGCAUUGCUGGGACAGAGGUUGCAAAAGAAGCAUCUGACAUGGUGCUAGCCGAUGAUAAUUUUAGCACUAUAGUUGCUGCUGUUGGUGAAGGCAGGUCCAUCUACAACAACAUGAAGGCAUUUAUCAGGUACAUGAUCUCCUCAAACAUUGGCGAGGUUGCCUCUAUAUUUUUGACAGCUGCUUUGGGUAUUCCAGAAGGGAUGAUUCCUGUUCAGCUUCUCUGGGUUAAUCUUGUAACUGAUGGACCACCAGCAACAGCUUUAGGAUUCAAUCCUCCAGACAAAGAUGUAAUGAAGAAACGUCCCAGAAAGAGUGACGACUCAUUGAUAACUCCUUGGAUUUUAUUCCGCUACCUGGUAAUUGGAUCCUAUGUUGGGCUAGCAACAGUUGGUGUAUUUAUCAUAUGGUACACACACCACUCCUUCAUGUUCAUUGACCUCAGCCAGGAUGGUCAUACACUGGUCACUUACUCUCAACUCGCCAACUGGGAUCAAUGCGGUACCUGGGAACGUUUUUCAGUGUCACCCUUUACUGCUGGGGCUCAAACAUUCAAUUUUGAUGAUAAUCCUUGUGAUUACUUCCGCAGUGGAAAAAUUAAGGCUUCAACUCUUUCACUCUCUGUGUUGGUUGCUAUUGAGAUGUUCAAUUCCCUGAAUGCUCUCUCUGAGGAUGGUAGCCUCCUUAGCAUGCCACCAUGGGUCAAUCCAUGGCUUCUACUGGCAAUGUUCAUUUCAUUCGGAUUGCACUUUUUGAUCCUUUAUGUACCAUUCCUCGCUCAAGUAUUCGGAAUUGUUCCUCUCAGCCUGAAUGAGUGGCUUCUGGUGCUGGCUGUUGCUUUCCCUGUUAUUCUAAUCGAUGAGGUUCUCAAAUUAAUUGGUAGAUGUACUAGUGGAGUCCGGAGUUCUGGAUCAAGGAGACAUUCGAAGCGCAAGGAAGAAUAAGCCCCAUACUAAGAAGGCACGGGAUGAUAAAAAGUAUCUGACGGUUGUUUGGUUGGACUUUUUUAAUUUUAGUCCUGCCCUCUAAUCUGGCCAAGCCUCCUAAUUUUCGAAAAUGAGGAGUUGUUUUGGACAUUGAAGAUUUUGCAUUAGAUUUAUUAGACAAACUGUAUUUACACUGAAACACAGAAAUUUAUUGUUUCAAAUAGUUUGUCCAACUUUCUCAUUUUCCGUAUUUCAAUUCCAUUCAUUGUUGUCAAUUAGUAUCUUAUAUAGGGUGAAGAAUUGGAAAACAGAAGAGGAAAUUUCUGCAUUCUUUCA
Jatropha curcas is the source of this 3848-nucleotide messenger RNA. Lineage: Eukaryota; Viridiplantae; Streptophyta; Magnoliopsida; Malpighiales; Euphorbiaceae. The record is from RefSeq and is a predicted model, not a curated record.